Striga asiatica is the source of this 1097-nucleotide messenger RNA. The record is from the annotation of a GenBank genome assembly. Lineage: Eukaryota; Viridiplantae; Streptophyta; Magnoliopsida; Lamiales; Orobanchaceae.
GUGAAAGCAGCCACAAGUAGAUAGGUGCAACGCAACAAUUCGUAUAAUUGUAUCUUUGGUAAUAAUGAUUUGGUGUAGAGAAUAAAAGGAGAUGAGAAGACUCCCCGUGAUCUUUCUUUUUCUUACAAAUGAAAUUAUUAAGCAAGCAAAGGCAUAGAUAGUAUAUAUAUCUGUUUGUUGUGUAGUGAGAGUGAGAGUGAGAGGAAGAGACUAUAAAGAAAGGAGAGUGGAAUUGGAGGAGUAUAGGAAGAUGAAUAAUGGGGUGAGACAGUACGUGAGAUCAAAGGUGCCAAGGCUGAGAUGGACACCUCAUCUUCACAACUGUUUUGUUGAGGCCAUUAACACUUUGGGCGGCCAUCACAAAGCUACUCCGAAGCUUCUUCUUCAGCUAAUGGAUGUCAGAGGCCUCACCAUUUCUCAUGUCAAAAGCCAUCUACAGAUGUAUAGAAGCAUCAAGAGCCAAGCCACCAGACCAGCAGCUGAUAUGUGCAUUUCACGACAAAGGAAUCAGCAACUUUGUGAUGAUGAUCUUAUGUUCAUUUCUCCUGCUCCCCCUUCAAAAAGGGCAAAAAGUGAGAAUAAUAUAGGAAGCAGACAAGGAGGAAUAUGUGAGGAGUCAGUAACCAAUCCGUACAAUGAUGAUGAUUACAUGCAGCAGAGUAUGGGUGAGAGAAUAUUAAUAAUAACAAAGGAUAAUUGCAAAAAAGAAGAAGAAGAAAAAAAGAGGGUUUUGGAAGUGCACAUUCAACCAAAUCCUCAAGAAAUUGAAAACCCUUCUCCUGCCACUGCACUGCCAUACUCUGACUUUUUCAAGGAGAUAAAAAAUCUUGGGCUGGACUCAGUCAAUGAGAAGGAAGUUGAUGGUUGUCAGCUGUCUCUAUCUCUGUCUUUGGCAUUGCAAAAUUAUCCUUCCUCCCAAAAAACUAAUGUGUCCAACAGUGAGAUUAGCGAGACAGUUUCUUCUUCAAAUUCCAAGUCUAAUUUUUCUGAGGAAUUAGUUGAGCUUAAUUUAGACUUGUCUAUUGCCCCAUGUGGCACAUGACUUUUCUUAAUCAGAGAUUAAAAUAGAAAAGGGCCAAAAGGCUCAUCCAUUGUGC